This is a messenger RNA of Aplysia californica (California sea hare), 1395 nucleotides long. Its product is annotated as sialoadhesin-like. Lineage: Eukaryota; Metazoa; Mollusca; Gastropoda; Aplysiida; Aplysiidae. The record is from RefSeq and is a predicted model, not a curated record.
GCCAUUGUCAUUACUUUGCUCUUAAACGUAAAUACACAUGAUAUUUUGACACAUCAUAGCUCAUGUCAAAAUAAUAUUCUGAUUAAACAACUUUAGCACAGCAAUCACAAUGUGUGCAUCUAAAACAUCAUAACAUUCCAGCGUUCAAGGCGGAAUGGUUUAGAAGUUAAGGAGACAACUUAUCUAUAUCUAUAUGAGACGCACCUACCUUGUAUUUGUUCUUUCAGUCAUUCGCUCGUUCAUCUUAUUAUGUGUGUUAAUACUUUUUUCUUUGACAUCCCCCACCCCCAUCAUAUUUUGUUGGUAUUUGUAACAACUCAUCAGAGUCUCCAAUCGUGACUUCACAACCUAAGCUGCAAAGCCUGAACCAGAAUCUGACCUUGACCUGCCAAGUCGACGCAACUGUCAAUGCAAGCAGAAUCACGGGAUACGCAUGGUAUCGGAACUUUGCCCCAAUUACAAAUGAAACAAACAGCACGAUAUUCUUUGAGUCCGUAACGAAAGAUGAUGAGAACGUCUACUCGUGCCUUUACCUCCUCGACAACAGACAAAGUCUUCUGAGCCAGAACUUUGUCAUCAAAGUUACACCCCCUGACAAGCCGAACUUGGUCAUAACAGGCACGAGGCCCCCCUACGUGACUCCAGGCAGCUAUGUUCAGUUGUUUUGUUUGACGAGUGACGAGCGUUCAAGAAACAACCAGACGUACCUCUUUUUCAAGGAUGGACAGCGGAUGGUCACCGUUUCCUCCUACCAUUCUAUAUACCCAUAUACUAAAAAAGAUUCUGGAGUGUAUAGCUGUACCGCAAAAAACAGGUUCGGACAGUCAGAGCCCAGCAACGAAGUUUUGUUCAUUACAGUGGAGCAACCCGAAGUCAUACUUGAACCAGAAAUUCCUGUUAUUGGAGGUCCACUGAACAUGACUUGCAGGGUUGAAAGCCAUAUAUCUGCCCAUAACUACACUCUGCGGUGGUACAAGAAUGGAGUUUUUCUGGAGGAUGCACAGACGGUGCUGCACAUUGCAGAGCUUGAGGUCGAGGACGAAGGGUUUUACUCCUGUCGAAUCAACUUCCUGAAUGGGUUUUACAGUGUGAGCGAUGAGAAGGCUUUUUCCAUUGCCGUACUUCAGAGACCUGUACUGCGAAUCCCCGAGGUAAAUCUGAACCAAACCAGCCUGUCUUUCUUCUCUUGUGUUUCCAAUGAAACAUCACGACGACUGGUAAAAAGCGGAUUCUUAUAUCGACAAGGAGUUCUACUCAUGGAAAUAAUGGCGAGAGGUCCUGUGGUAAUGUUCGAAGUAUUGGUGCGUCAGAGGGAUCAUGGCAAUUACACGUGUACCCUUACCAAUAGCGAAGGGGAGUCAGAGCACAGUGCCCCCGUCGAGAUACUGACCCAGA